AUGUGCAGAAGAGAUAGAGAUCAAGACGACGACAAGCAUGACCGUCAUCAUCGUCAUCAUAGAUAUCCAUGGGAUGAUGAAGACAAUCGUGACAAAGUCACUCAAAGUUUAGACAAAAUAGUUUCAGGAGUUGGUACAUUAGCUAACACCGUAUUCGAUGUUUCAUUAGAUGCAGGUAAAGAAUUCAAUGAACGUGCUAGAGAUUGGUCCAAUAGAAUUUUCCAUGAUGUUGAUAACACUAUUGAAGACACUAGAAGAAUUGAUCCAUUCGAGAAAUCAUCAAAUGAAUUUAAAUUUCCUUCAUUUUAUGAAACUAGAGAUGCAAUUCAGAAUACGGUUGCUUCUCAUCCUUUUUUGAAUGAUCUUUGGAGUCAAUUCCCUGGAAUGUCAGGAUUUAGUAAAGGAAAAACCCCAUUUGGUUAUUAUGCCUAUAAAGGGCCUGGUAUUCGUACUUAUAAUGAUUGUUUAGAAAAGAAUGGGAAAUCAAUUUGGGAUGAUAAAGGUUAUUGGAGAUGCUUAUUUCCUAAUAGUGAAGUUCCUGUUGAAAUGUUGAAUUAUAAGAAGGAACAUCUUUCUAAUGAUAUUUUAACCAAGGAAGAUUUUAUGAAUGCUAUGAAGGAUGCUUCAGUUCAACAAGGUCAACCAAUUGAUUUGAAAGAGAAAGGAACCUUUUUCAAUACAUUUGAAGAUUUCUUGAAUUGGAAGAAUAAUAAAUAUAAGGAAGCACAAGCUAAGAAACUUGAGCAACAAAAGAAAUGGCAAGAAGAAAGAAAACAACAACUUAUUUCCCAAAACAUUGAUCCUGCUACAAGAUUUGUCGUUUCUAGCAGUGUUAAAUCAAAUAUGUAUACUGAUUCAGAAACCAAUGAAACUAGAUUAGUCGAGGUUAGAGAAGAAUGUUUUGAUGAUGGUACUUGUACCACCACUAAGAUCACUAAACUGAAACCAUUUGGUUCUAGUGAAUGGGCUAAAGUUGAAGAAGAAUCUUCAAAUGAUAAGAGUAAAGGAUGGUUUUGGAAGUAA
This is a messenger RNA of Hemisphaericaspora subhashii, 1023 nucleotides long. RefSeq lists its product as uncharacterized. The transcript has a single exon. The coding region runs from base 1 to 1023 and encodes 340 amino acids. The record is from RefSeq and is a predicted model, not a curated record. Lineage: Eukaryota; Fungi; Ascomycota; Pichiomycetes; Serinales; Debaryomycetaceae.